Messenger RNA from Medioppia subpectinata, 2592 nucleotides. The record is from the annotation of a GenBank genome assembly. NCBI's taxonomy places the organism in Eukaryota, Metazoa, Arthropoda, Arachnida, Sarcoptiformes, Oppiidae.
AUGUCUUGUCUUCGGGUGAAUGCGUGCAGACAUCCGGACGCUUGCGGUAAAGACACCGAUGGGCUCAAGACAUUGAGUGAGGAUUUGGUACACUAUAUGAUGCGAUCAAGAGUAAACGAUAAACGCGUUGAACAGCGCAUGCGCUCAACAGAUGGCACCACACGUGCAGUAGUACUGCAACUGCACUACUGUUUCACAAGUUGUGGUCAAAAGUUUAGGUUUGGGUCAAAGCAAAGGAUUAUCUUCACAUUUGAUCCAAUGGUUGGCUUAAGUAGAGAUCGUUUUCCCGACCUAUUGGUGGAUCCGAUGAAACUCUUGGUCGAAGAGUUGACGUGCGGUAUCUGUCAUCAGAUCUAUGAUAAUCCGGUGGAAACCCAUUGUCGACACACGUAUUGUUUGCAUUGUCUCAAAGAGUUGGUCUCAAAACACGGCCAGAAGUUGUGUCCCGAAUGUCGCAAAUCGUUGACCACUCGGAAGAGGACUCAGAGCGCCAUCAAUGAUAAUAAUGUGGUUAUUAUUAACGGCAAUGUAAUCGUCGACAAGAAUGGCAAAGUCAAUGCAAUGGUCGGCAAAUUGCGGACCAAAUGUGACUUUGAGGCCAAAGGGUGUCCUAAUGUUUGUCCAUUGGAGUCAUUGCCCGCACAUCUGAAGAUCUGUCCCUUUAAGAAAUGCGAGACUUGCGGACAACCUCUUGAAGCGACGAAUCAAUUGCUUGAAUGGAAAGACAAAUAUAAGAAUUUGGAUAAAGAGAAGAAAUUAUUGGCAGAAAAGAUGAGACAAUUGGAGACAAAAGUGAAGGAAUCGGAGGAAAAGACAUUGAAAUUAGAGUCGGAAUUGAAACGAAAGGAUACUUCACACAAAUCAAUGGUUCAGAAAUACGAAGAAUUGGAGAAAUCAUUGAAAACACCGGACUUUGGUAUCGAUUUUGUGAUUCGGUUGACAUCAGUACCCAAUUUAGUAAUGUUAGGCAAAUGCACGGCAAAUGUCGGGUCCGUUGAGUUCAGUGAAUACGGCAUCGCUUUGAACAAUGUUUUGCCGAAUGGCUGUCAAACCGAAAGCAUUGAUAGAUUAUAUAUGCCGUACGAACGCAUUCAAAGGCUGUACUCUUGUGUCUCUGUAAUGCCCUCACUAUCAAUGCUUUGCAUUAAACCGCGAAAUCCGAGCGAACAUGAUCGCUUUCCCGAUCUGUCGACCGAACCCAUGAAACUGAUAGCUCAAGAGUUGACGUGUGGUAUAUGUCAUCAGAUAUACGAUAAUCCGGUGGAAACUUAUUGCAAACACACGUAUUGUUUGCAAUGUCUUCAAGAGUUGGUCACAAUUUACGAUCAGAAGUCAUGUCCCGAAUGUCGCAAAUCGUUGACCACUCGGAAGAGGACUCAGAGCGCCAUCAAUAACAAGGAUGUGGUGAUCAUUGAUAGCAAUGUAAUCGUCGAUAAGAAUCGCAAAGUGAAGGCAAUGGUCGGUAAAUUGCGGACCAAAUGUGACUUCGAGGCCAAAGGGUGUCGUACUGUAUGUCCAUUGGAGUCAUUGCCCUCACAUUUAAAUAUGUGUCGAUACAAGACAUGCAACACUUGUGGUCAGUCUAUGGACGCGAAGAAGGAAUUGAUUGAAUGGAAAGACAAUUACAAACUUCUGGAAAAUGAGAGCAAAUUAUCGGCAGAAAAGACGCGACAAUUGGAGAAGAAAGUCGAAGAAUCGAUGGAAAAGGCGUUUGAUUUUGAGUUAAAAUACACUUCAGAUCGAAAUGAAUGGCAAACGAAAUGCAAUGAAUUGACAGAAAGAGCUCAAGAAUUGGAGACAAGAAAUAAGGAAUUGGAGGAAAAGGCACUGAAUUUGGAGUCAAAUUGUAAUUUAGUUUCGGACAGAACUGAAUGGCAAUUGAAAUGCAAUGAAUUGACAGAAAUUGCAAAUGAAUUGCUAACAAAAGCGAAAGAAUCGGAGAAAAAAGCAGUGGAUUUGGAGUUAAAAGUCACUUCAGAGCGAAACGAAUGGCAAACGAAAUGCAAUGAAUUAACACAAAAGACCACAGAAUUGGAGAAAACACUCAAAGAAUGUGAAGACAAAGUUGAGUCGAAAGAGAGACAAAACGAUAGUUUAAGCAAAGAAUGGCUGAAGAAAUACAAUCAAUUGGAAAAUAGUCGCAAACAAUUAGUUCGCAAAUACGAAGAAUUGGAGAAAUCACUGAAAACACCAGAAGUUGGCGUAGAGUUUGUGAUUCAGUUGACAUCAGUACCCAAUUUAGUAAUGUUAGGCAAAUGUAACGCAAGCGUCGGUUCUGUUGAGUUCAGCGAAUACGGCAUCGCUUUGAACAAUGUUUUGCCGAAUGGCUGUCAAACCGAAAGCAAUGAUAGAAUAUACCUGUCGUAUGAAUACAUCCAAUGUCUGUACGCUUGUGUCUCUGUCUGCCCCUUACUAUCACUGCUUUGCAUUAAACCAAACGGUAAUCAAAUCCGAGCGAAAAAUGCGAUGAAAGAAGUAUUUUUGGUACUAUUGAGACAUAAAUGUCGUAAUAAUCGUGAGUUUGAAUACAAGACAAUUGAUUUAAAGACCGGACGACUGAUGUUAAAGGGAGCUAAGGGUGCGAUCAAUUGA